Messenger RNA from Carassius carassius (crucian carp), 1184 nucleotides. RefSeq names its product sperm-associated antigen 7 homolog. The record is from RefSeq and is a predicted model, not a curated record. The coding region runs from base 74 to 760 and encodes 228 amino acids. Lineage: Eukaryota; Metazoa; Chordata; Actinopteri; Cypriniformes; Cyprinidae. The transcript has 7 exons. Gene Ontology annotation, molecular function: nucleic acid binding.
GACGUCACUGCGUUUGGACCACAUUACCCAUAAUGCCAAGCGAGCUUCCGGCGAAAAAUUAGACAGUCCAAAGAUGGCGGACCUCCUGGGCUCGAUCCUGAGCUCGAUGGAAAAGCCUCCGACGGCUCACAACCAAGAAAGCCGACGGAAAGCUAAAGAACAAGCAGCCAGACUGAAGAAGAUGGAGGAGGACGAGAAGAGGAAGAAGGCAGAGUUUAGAAAGAAGAUGGAGAAGGAGGUGUCUGACUUCAUUCAGGACAGCACCCUGCAGAAGAAGACCUACGAGCCCAUGAGCAAGAUCAAGAGAAGUAUACUGCAUGAUGUGGCCGAGGUGGCUGGCCUCACGUCCUUUUCCUUCGGUGAAGAUGAAGAGAGCAGAUACGUCAUGCUGUUUAAACGGGAGUUUGCACCAUCGGAUGAAGAACUGGAGGCUUAUCGGAAAGGUGAGGAGUGGGACCCGCAGAAGGCUGAGGAGCGACGACGGAGGAAGGAACAGGCUGCUCUGGAGACCGAAGAGGCCAGUCGCUCUCAGAAGAGGCCUGCGUCGCCCAGCUCAAACUACAGAGACAAAUACAGCCAUCUGAUUGGAACAUCUGCUGCUAAAGACGCCGCCCACACGCUUCAGGCCAACCAAUCAUACGGCUGUGUCCCUGUGGCCAAUAAGAGAGACACGCGCUCCAUUGAGGAAGCCAUGAACGAGAUCCGAGCCAAGAAAAGGCAGAAGAAAGGCGAGGAGGACGGCGCUGGCAGCAGUGUGUGAUCAGAGUUUAUACAGAGGAGCGAUGGAGCAGGAUUCGAGUCCUACAGCAAGCUUUCAGAUGAACGGCAGGGUUCGUGAAGUGUCAUGCACAUAAAGGCAGUGCAGAACUGCUUCCAUAUUACUGUCCCAAAUCAUCUGUUUUUAGGAUAAACCCAAACAUGUGGUGUGUAAUGUUGCAAGUCCCCUGUGUUUUGUCAUGAUGCUCUUUUUAAAGUUAGGAAUGGUUUUAAGAUGGUUUGCGUGUGCAUUUCUGGAGAGAGUCCUAUUUAUUGUCUGGACAUAACUGUGCUGUGUUUGUCUGACUCAAGGCCAUUUCAUGUUCAUUUUAAGUCAUGAAACAGAAACAGUAUGUGCUUGAACUAGGAGCUGUUUCUUGUUACUGUUUACUUGCUUUGUUUUAAAAUAAAUUUGGUUGAGGACUGUU